This is a messenger RNA of Melampsora larici-populina 98AG31, 540 nucleotides long. RefSeq lists its product as uncharacterized. Bases 1 to 540 code for a protein of 179 amino acids. Lineage: Eukaryota; Fungi; Basidiomycota; Pucciniomycetes; Pucciniales; Melampsoraceae. The transcript has 2 exons. The record is from RefSeq and is a predicted model, not a curated record.
AUGGAUAACUCAUUAUUAUCAAGAAUUGGUAGAGCUGAAGAGAGUAUACAACGUGUUACAAGAGCGGCAUCGGCAAGGCUAGAACAACAAGAAGGUCAAGAAGCCGGAAAUAUAGAGGGAAGAGAAUUGACAGAAGGAAACGGGAUAGAAAAGAAUAGAAGUAGUGGUAAUACAACUAGUGGAAGUGGAGGUUUGUUAAGUUUACUAGAGAAACAAAACUCAGAAGGAAGAAAUCAAGAACAAGAGAUAGAAGGAAGAAAAGAAGAUUAUCAAGAAAGAAGAGGUGAAGACAUAGACGGAGCACCGAUUAUCAAGCUCAUUAAAGAUGACGGAACUAUGGGGGAGGUUGAAGACGAAGAUGAUGAUGAGUCAUGGCGUCCUCCGAUCUCAAAAGGGAAGAAGAAGCAAAACUCACCUUAUGCAUCCGAAGAUGAAGAGGAAUCAAUUAUGAAUGGACCAGAUCCAAUAGAUGGAGCUGUGGCCCAUAGGGCGGCCUUUGAGGCAGGAAAUUACAGUUUCUCAGAAGAGAUGUUGCUGUAG